This is a messenger RNA of Tribolium castaneum (red flour beetle), 1687 nucleotides long. RefSeq names its product ced-6 (gene ced-6). The coding region runs from base 172 to 1461 and encodes 429 amino acids. NCBI's taxonomy places the organism in Eukaryota, Metazoa, Arthropoda, Insecta, Coleoptera, Tenebrionidae. The transcript is spliced from 7 exons. The record is from RefSeq and is a predicted model, not a curated record.
GUCAGUGUGGCAGCACCUUUAGCAACCUGUUUUCGAGGUGGGUGUUUUUUAGUUGCGCGUUAACCAUGGCAGAGAAGUUGUAUGCUAAAUUGUUCAGUUAAGUUUAGUUCUUAGUGUACAAUCAACUAAUAAACUCAACAACUGCAGCAGUUGACCUCUCGCCUUUCCAGCAUGUCGACUCUGCUGAAGUGGGCCCAGAACACACAAGGAAAACUCAACAGCAAGAACACCAACGGCACCAGUGGCGAAAGAAAAUGGAUACACCCACCCGAAGCCCUCCAGAAAGGCCACAUCGCGUACCUCGUCAAAUUCCUAGGUAAUACAGUCGUAGACCAACCAAAAGGCAUAGAAGUAGUCAAAGAGGGAAUCAGGAAACUGCGAUUCACCCAACAACUCAGAAAGAGCGAAACCGGUGCCAAAACGAGGAAAGUCGAACUCACGAUCAGUAUAGACGGAGUGGCCAUUCAGGAGCCCAGAACCCAUGUGAUCCUACACCAGUUUCCCUUGCACAGGAUAUCCUACUGCGCCGAUGAUAAAGGGGAGAAAAAGUUCUUUUCGUUUAUUGCCAAACAACCAAACCAAGUGGAUAACGACGCUGAGGAGAAACACGAAUGUUUCGUCUUCAUUUCCGAUAAACUCGCCGAAGAGAUAACGCUAACUAUAGGCCAGGCGUUUGAGUUGGCUUACAAGAGAUUCUUAGAAACGUCGGGGAAAGAUUUAGAAUCGCAAAGACGGGCCAUGAUUACCCAACAAAAAAUUAAGUUAUUAGAACAGGAGAACAAUAUCUACAAGCAGCGGCUGUUGGACAUCUCGCACUUUAGCAACAUCAAGCCGGAACUAGACCAAUACUUGCGAAAAAAAGAACUCAAAAACAUCCUCGAGAUCCCUCUUUCGCACAGCACCGGCAAGGAAAGUGCAGAACCGGUCAACGGAAACGCCAAGCAACUGGUCGACUUUACUUCAGAUAACACGAAUGGAAACGCACCACCGAUUCCCCCACGCGCCUUUGAAAACACUCCCACGGUGGGAACGAAGCUGGAGGGACUCCUUUUGAACGAAUUUGACCAAGACAAUGAUUUCGACCCCAGAUCGUUUGAAAACAACCACAGUGCCUUCUCCAGCACAAACGGCACCGCCUCAAGCCCCCCAUUAAUUGCUCCACCCCCGAAGGCGGCGAGAAGGACCAAUAUUAAUAAUAACGAAACGGCCCCCGCCAGGACCGUGGGGCAGGACUUGUUCGGAACGGGGCCUUUUAGCCCGCAGACAAACGUCUCGUCUAACGUAACGAAUGACCCGUUUGAGAUGGGCGAUUUUAGCUCGUCUGCUUCAUCGCAAGACAUUGAAAAUGCCAUUGGACUUCUAGACAAGAGAAUUCUGGAAAUGAAGACUGGGUUCAGUCGCGGAAUCAGCUUCGGAAACGACGAUUUUUCCCUAGAGAGUCUAGAUCCUCUAAAAAAUUAAUCUUUACUGUGUAAAUUAAUUAUACAAAGUAUUUUGUCAUAUUGGCAAGUCAUCUUCAUCGUGAUUAACCUCUAGAUCAAAAUCGAAUAUGUUAUGUAGUAUUUUUAGGCUGUAUUUUGUUAUAUCAAGUAUUAUGAAGAUGUAUAUCUGUUUAAAAUUUGCACUAUAUUUUGUUAUGUAUGAGAUUUAUAUAAUAUAAUAUUUUGAAUAUAAGUAUUACUGGUAA